AUAUGUGUGUGUGUGUGUAUGUGAGUGAGUGUGUGUGUGAGCUGAGGGUGCGGCUCUAUCGUGCCACUAAAUAGCUACAACUGGACUCGGGCUCACCCUUCAUGACUCGUAUGGGUGUCUCUAGUAGGAGCAGUGUAUACCCCGGGACCCCUGCUGCUCCUCUACGUCUCCCUCACUUCCUAUCCCCUCUUGUCUGAUCCCCCCCCCCCUCUCUCUCUUUCUACUGCCCCCAAACUUGGACCUUUAAUCCUGCCCAUAGUAAAGGACUGUCCUUUGCUUCUCUCUCAUUAGGAUGUGUCCAGCCCCCUCCCAGGAUUAAGCAACGGCGGAGGCAUUGGAGGGAAACGAACUUGAGCCCAUUCCGUUUGGAACUUCUACAGCCCCUUUGUGAUUCUUUCCCCUCGCCUGGCCUUCCGUUUUGUUCUUCUCUGGCCAUCUUUCUGCGGAUAAUUCUGUACACUUCUGGGAUCAGCUACACCUUUGUGGAUUCUGAGCUGAGAAGAGAAAAAGCCUGUUGGAUGUAUAAUAAACUCAAUGCAGGAGGAAGUGGAACAAUACACUGAAUUAACCAGCAAACUCGAAUAAGGACUAUAUUUUGGCUGGAUGACCAAGUGUCAGAAAGAGGUUCUUGCUGGCAGGCUGUGAGUUGGAAAGAAGAACCCAGGAAGGACCUUGUCAUCGGAAUGUUGGCUUUGCAAGCUCAGGGAAGAAACAGCACGGAGGAAUCUACAACAGAGAGUGCCUAAAAAUGACAGCAAAAAGGAACCUGCUGGUGCGCUUGGUACCAUGCCGCUGUUUGCGGGGAGAAGAAGAAACUGUCACCUCACUUGACUACUCUCACUGCAGCUUGGAACAGGUGCCGAAGGAGAUUUUCACUUUUGAAAAAACCUUAGAGGAACUUUAUUUGGAUGCCAACCAGAUUGAAGAGCUUCCCAAGCAACUAUUCAACUGCCAGUCUCUGCAUAAGCUGAGUUUGCCAGACAAUGACCUAACAAUAUUGCCAGCAUCUAUAGCAAAUCUCAUUAAUCUCAGGGAACUAGAUGUCAGCAAGAAUGGUAUACAGGAGUUUCCAGAAAACAUAAAGAACUGUAAAGUAUUGACCAUCGUGGAGGCAAGCGUCAACCCUAUUUCAAAACUCCCAGAUGGAUUUUCCCAGCUGUUGAACCUUACUCAGUUAUACCUAAAUGACGCUUUCCUUGACUUCUUGCCAGCAAAUUUUGGCAGGUUAACAAAACUUCAGAUUUUGGAGCUUAGAGAAAACCAGCUAAAAAUGUUACCAAAAACUAUGAAUAGGCUUACACAGCUCGAGAGGCUGGAUCUGGGAAGUAAUGAAUUCACAGAAGUGCCUGAAGUACUUGAACAACUGAGUGGUCUGAAGGAAUUUUGGAUGGAUGGCAAUAAAUUGACAUAUAUUCCAGGGUUUCUUGGCAGUCUGAAACAUCUGACAUACCUGGACGUUUCAAAGAAUAAUAUAGAGAUGGUGGAGGAUGGAAUCUCUGGGUGUGAAAGUUUACAGGACCUCUUAUUGUCCAGUAAUGCAAUACAGCAGCUGCCAGAAUCUAUCGGAGCACUUAAGAAAUUAACUACACUGAAAGUGGAUGAAAACCAGUUAAUGUACUUACCAGACUCUAUUGGAGGUCUUACAGCCACCGAAGAUCUGGAUUGCAGUUUCAAUGAAAUUGAAGCCUUACCUUCCUCAAUUGGACACUUGACCCAAAUCCGGACUUUUGCUGCUGACCACAACUUCUUAACUCGGCUUCCUCCGGAGAUCGGAAACUGGAAGAGCGCUACGGUGUUAUUCCUUCAUUCCAACAAGCUAGAAUCUCUGCCUGAGGACAUGGGCGAUAUGCAAAAACUCAAGGUCGUUAAUCUAAGUGACAACAGACUGAAGAAUUUGCCCUUUAGCUUCACCAGGCUUCAGCAGCUCACUGCUAUGUGGCUGUCAGACAAUCAGUCUAAACCACUUAUACCACUCCAGAAAGAAACUGAUCAAGACACCCAAAAAGUUGUUCUUACGAACUAUAUGUUCCCUCAGCAACCAAGAACAGAGGAAGUUAUCUUCUCUUCAGACAAUGAAAGCUUUAACCUCUCUCUCUGGGAAGAGCAGCGGAAGCAACGGGCUCAGGUCGCCUUUGAGUGUGAUGAAAACAGAGAUGAUCGGGAAGCUCCAGCACGAGAAGGGAACUUGAAGAGAUACCCAACACCAUAUCCAGACGAGCUUAAGAACAUGGUGAAGACUGUUCAGACCAUUGUCCAUCGCAAAAAAGAUGAGGAAAAAGCAGAAGAAGCCAAUAAAGACACAAAGCAAAGAGAUGGUGAUCUCAUUACACUGCAGGAUGUUGGUGUCAAGACCUCAGAGGCAAUCUUGGUUGAAAUUGAUACAGAGGAUAAGGAGAAAAGCAUGCCAGUAAACUGUAUAAAGAGACCCAAUGAACCGAGCACAGAAAAUGCCAUUGGAAAUUCACAGUCCACUACACUUGUGAAAAAUUUUUGGAACGCGAAAACAGUCAACCAUGAAGACACACUUGAGGGAUCAGAAGACUUGUCUUACGAUGAUGAAAUGAAGAUGGCUGAAAUGAGGCCACCUCUAAUAGAGACCUCCAUGAAUCACCCAAAAGUAGUAGCACUAAGCAAUAACAAAAAAGAUGAUAUCAAAGAUACAGACUCCUUGUCUGAUGAAGUGACCCGCAACAGUAAUCAGAACAACAGUAAUUGCUCCUCACCAUCUCGGAUGUCAGACUCUGUCUCACUAAACACUGACAGCAGCCAUGAUACUUCAUUAUGUUCCCCAGAGAAAGAAUCCAGCGUUGGGGCAAAUUUGAAGAUAAGACAAGAAGAUGAAAACUUUAAUAACCUUAUGCAAAAUGGAGACCAGUUGAUGCCUGCUGAUGAAAGGGAAAUUGCUGAACUACCAGAUUUAAGCAACGAUGUUGAACUAGUUCUGAGAGAGAGACGAGUAAGUAACUCCAUGGAAAAGCUACAUAACCUAAAUCAAAUAAACAAAAACAACAACAAUCUUGCCUGUGAAGAUCAAAUACAUUCUAACUCUGUGGAAAACGCAGUCAUUUCUCAAGACAGGGUCUCGGAUAAAAGUUUUGCCAAUUACAGCGAAAAAGAAGAAACAGACAAUAUAGAAAAUGGGAAUAAGUUCUCUGAAGUCUGCGUCAUAAAUAGAGUAAAUGGCCAUUUGCCUGAAGCGCUAGUGUCCCCAGAUAGCAGUGAGCCUGUACGGAGUGCUUCAGAGGAUUCAGUGCCUUCUGUUGAUAUGUGCAUUUCAAAAAGCACGGAUGACCUGUCAUUUGGGGACAGUGUGGGCUCAGUAGUGAAGUCUCAAAGCAUCACAAACAUGGAGACUGGAGCACUAAGGAUCUACAGUGUUCUAAGUGAAAACAGUGCCCCCCAAUUUGCUACAAUGAUGUCAUCUGCCAAUGCUGAAGGGCAAAACAUUGUCAGAAGUAAGUCGGCUACACUUCUUUGUGAUCAGCCCUUACAAGUGUUCACCGGAUCGUCAUCUUCCUCUGAUUUAGCAUCAUCCUCAUCCAUGAAGAAAAUGCUGUUUAAAUUUGAUUCCAACCAUAAUCCAGAGGGGUCAUACACAGUGGCAGGACCCCAAGGAUCGCAAAUGUCUGCUGUGCCUCAAUACAAUGUACAGUAUAGCACCAGUGCUACAGCCAAAGAUAACCUGUGGUCACAGAAACAAAGUGCCCCUGUUGAACAAGGAAGUUUGCUGCCUUCUUCACGCUUCCAUCCGUCGGAUAGCAUAGAUAGCCCCAACUAUGUCAAACACCCUGCUAACUUAAAUUUUUCCAAUCACAACAAUGUUAGAUCAAGUAACCAGUAUAAUGUGCAUCAAAGAAUGGGGUCUAGGCAUGCGGAAGCAUGGACCUCGGCACCGAACGAUCGACUUCUUCAAAUAGCACCCCGAAGUACACUUCAAAGACAAGGCAGCGUUUCUUCUAAUGCAUCAGUAUCUCUUGGGGAGGCAGGACCUGCAAGAAGGGUGCUUGUGCCAGAGGGAGAUUAUAUGACUUACAGAGAGCUACAUUCAGUGAGCAGAGGAAAUCACAUGAUGCCUGGUCCACAGAGACCAACGUCUGCCAGGACAUACAGUAUUGAUGGGCCAAAUGUGCCCAGGCCGCAGAGUGCACGGCCGUCCGUUAAUGACAUUCCCGAGAGAACGAUGUCUGUCAGUGAUUUUAAUUACUCCCGGACUAGCCCCAAUAAAAAGCAACAUGCCAGGGUGAACUCCGAGCACUCGUUGUUAGACACUCAAGGAAGAAGUAAAGUUCCUCAUGACUGGAGGGACCAGGUCUUACGGCAUAUUGAGGCAAAAAAGCUAGAGAAGUAUCCUCAGCCAGGCAGCAUUGGGGAGCCUAUGCAAGAUGAUGUAUUUGUAAUCGGACAGCAGAGCUAUCCCACCAUCGCCCGAAAGGAAAGCACAGCAGACAGUGUAAAAAAGAUGCACAUGAGUAAUGGACAGUUGUGCCAAGCGCCAAGGCCUCAAGCAAACUAUAACCAACUCCAUCACCACCCAGCCCAGCCAACAGUAGGAAGACACCCCUCCAGGGAACAGCUUCUUGACUAUUAUACGCUUAAAGUUGCCCAGCAGCCUCCAUAUUCUCAGACACCGUGUCCUCCAAAGCAAAUCAAUGAGCUUUCUUCUCAAGAGAUUCGCAUAAAACUUAUGAAAGAUCCUGAGCUUGGAUUCAGUAUAUCGGGUGGAGUUGGAGGCAGAGGGAAUCCUUUUCGCCCAGGAGAUGAUGGUAUAUUUGUAACAAGAGUUCAGCCUGAGGGUCCAGCAGCCAAGCUUUUGCAGCCCGGGGAUAAAAUAUUACAGGCAAAUGGCUUCAGCUUCAUUAAUAUUGAUCAUGCCCAGGCUGUCUCGUUACUGAAGAAAUUCCAGAAUGCGGUGGAGCUGAUUGUUUUACGGCAGGGCUCUGUAUAGAAGAGGAAAGGAAAACGAAGUGGUGUAACCCCAGCAAAAGCCAGCAUGUCUUUCAACAAAUCAAUUCGCAUAAAGAUCUUAUUUUUCUAUGUAUAUAAGUCGAACCAACUUGAACACAAAACCAUGGAUUUUGAUAUUGUAAAGAACUAAGUAGCAAAUGUGUGGUUUAAGGGAACAAACCACUGUAGAUAAAAACAAUGUAAAAUGUCUCGGUUCCCAACAUGGCCGUUUGGGUGUUGAAUGUGCGAUCAUUUUUGCCUACAAGAACAAACCUGUGUUGUUUUUGUACUGAAUGUAGGUUUAUUUUUUGAUAAUUCAUAUGCUUAUUACCGAACGCUGUCAAAUAAUAAUGAGCCUCAAGUGUAGGACUUUCCUGACGCUACUUCCAUCUUUCAUCUACGCCUGAUAUUACUGUUUUAAUCCCAAACAAGAUGUGGACGUGAAACGGCAAAAAAACGUGUUCGAUUGAGCGGGUGAUUGAAAAGGAAAGUAGCUUUCAAGGUUGGCCAGGUUAUUGCAGGAGAUACAACCACUUCUUACUAUGAACCCAUCAAUGAGUAUAUUUAGAGCACCCAAAUUAACACAAUGAAUUGUUCUUUUUUUUUUUUUUUUUAACAGUAGUGUUUGAUCUUUUUUUAUUAUUUCUGAUUUUAUUUUCCAGGUAUAUUUUUUAUAGUAAGAAUGUUUUGCGGCUGAUUUUAAUGUGCUUGUAUCUGUUUUAUUCAUGCCGACGUAAUGAGUUUCGGGCUUGGCUGAUCUUGGCUGGCCUUUAUCACUGUAAUUUUCUUGUGGCCCACAGGGCGUUGAAGGAACAUGGCACUUUAAGUCUGGUAAUAUUAUUAUACUUGUUCUAAAAACCACAUGCAUUUGUACAUAGUGCCUGGAUAUGUCGGUGAAAACGUUUUAACCUUCUUAUCACAAGUCAUUGAGUUCAACUGAGAUUACGCUGGGCUUCAGUUCCUUGAAUCAGUUGCGUUUGGAGGAAGAUAGAUGCACCAGGCUGAUACGGUUUGUUUUUAAUAAGUAGUAUUUUAAGUUUCAUGGGAAUUAUACCACAUGUAGCAGAACAGCCUCUUGCCGGGGAUUGACUUUGCUUGGAGCUAGGCAACCAAAGUAUGUUUGUGAAAAUGCAGCUAAGUUAGAAUAGAGCAGUGGUUCCCAAACUGUGGAGCUGGCCUUCCUGGGAUGACUGAGGCCAAGUAGGGAGAGUUUUGGGGCAAAUGCUUACCGUAUAUACUCGAGUAUAAGCCGAGUUUUUCAGCCCCCAAAAUAUGCUGAAAAACUCUACCUCGGCUUAUACUCGGGUCAAGCGCAAAAACGGUCGCCGGCGCCUAAGAAUAAUCACCGGCGUCCAAGAAUAGUCUCCAAGAAUAUUCGCCGGCGUCCAAGAAUGGUCGCCGGCAUCCAAAAACGAGACGCCGGCACCUUCAAUGGGAGCAGAAACCCUCAAGUUUUUGUUGGAAAUUACCAGAAGCUGCUUCAUUUCUCACCCUAGGCUUAUACUCGAAUCAAUAAGCUUUCCCAGUUUUUGGAGGUAAAAUUAGGUACCUCGGCUUAUUCUCGGGACGGCUUAUACUGGAGUAUAUAUGGUAUUUGCUUUUAUACUGUAGGUACUUCUGAAAGCCCUGCUUGAAGGUCUGCUACUUUGAUCUUUGGGGUGAAAACAUGCUGCCCGAGAAAUUCUUGGAAGUAUGAAUGAGACCGAUAUCUGUAAAAUUGUUAUGAGCUAAAGGGGGGCUGGCCAGAGGUGGGACUUCUAGCGUUGGGGUUAAACCAAUAAAGAGGGAGAUCUUCAGUGCUAAGCAGGUUCUGUGCAUGAUCAUGGUUGUAGUGAAAGAGCUCUUCUACUGGUAACACUGUAAUGUGAACUAGGCUUUAUAGAGUGAUUAAAGGGUUUUUAACUAUACUGAUGAUUAACCACAUGCUGCCUUUGUUACUCAAUAGUGUAAAUAUAUUUUUGGAAAUUGUUUCACGGUGAUUUUUUUUUUUUUCUUUUCUUGUGCUUCGGCUCUUGUACAUUUAAUUGCAUUGCUUAAUAAAACGAGGUUGCUAACGACCAGGGACAAGUGCCAUAGACGACCAACAGCUGUUUGCUUUAGGGCUAUUUCAUUUUUACACCAAUAUUACUGCAGUUCAUUUUCUUUUUUCUUUACUGGGGGAUGUUUGCUUUCAUUUUCUACCAGCACUGACGACAGGGUGAGAUUAUUCGGAUCCAACAAAGGAAAAUACAUGCACCAUGAAGCCGUUGCAAUAGUCGCCCAUGAUAUUGCACUUUUUGUUAAAUCCAGAAUACUUUUAUUAGGUUCCUCACGAAAACAUUUUAACUGAAACCCUUUAACGACUCCUUGUGUAUUUUAACUUGUUUUAGCGGAAUUUGGAUUAUAUUGACAUAGGAAUUUAAUACUUUGGAAUAUAAAUAUAUAUACACAAAAA
This is a messenger RNA of Xenopus laevis (African clawed frog), 7378 nucleotides long. It is a transcript of the gene erbin.L, whose product is annotated as erbin. The transcript has 27 exons. Lineage: Eukaryota; Metazoa; Chordata; Amphibia; Anura; Pipidae. The coding region runs from base 749 to 4945 and encodes 1398 amino acids. The record is from RefSeq and is a predicted model, not a curated record.